AUAUUUUCUCCCAUCCCUAGUCGAAAAUUCAGAGAAAAAUUAUUGUUUGAAAUUUUGGGAAAAAUUCUCACUCUAAAAAUGUCUGAGAACGACGCUGCGAAAGGGGACUCUGAGCAGAAGAGAUCGAACGACAACGAGAAUGACGCAGCUGUUGAUGAGGUGGUCCCAAAAUCGUUGACAAUGUCCUUCAUGGACUGGAAAAAGUGCAAGGAAGCUCUUAAGCCAGAUGCGAAUGCGGAAAGCCAGCGAAACAAUAGCAACAACGGACGUAAACAAUGGUCCCAGAACGACAACAGACUUUUCAACAGCGGCGGCGGUAAUGUUAACCAAUGGAGCAACAACCAGGACAGAAACAAUAUUCCACCGCUCAGUCGGCCGCCACCGCUGCCCUUGCAGCUGAUGUCAAUGGGUCUGGGCUUUGGGGGUAAUUUCAAUGGUCCCCCACCCAAUAUGCCCAACUGCAAUUUGGGAAACAUGGGCAUGGGCAUGGGCAUGGGCGGACCUGGCCCUGGACCCCGCCGCAAUAAUGGUCAUGGCAACUGCAACAUUCAAGGGCCACUGCAACCGCCUCCAUUUUGGGACGACAUGAUGGCGCCCAGUCAUAGAGCGCCUCCCAUUCAGCCACCAAUGCCCAAGUGCCCGAGUCUCUGGAACCUUGUGCCCAAGGAUAAAUGCCAAAAGCAGAACCGAACCAACCAGAUCCCCAACAAGAAGUACAAGCUGAACAACAGCAGCAAAAACGUGGCAAAGGAUACGUACCUGAUGCCUCCGCCACCGCCACCGCCGCCGCCUCCGCCAUCCGAUGGUGACGCCAACACUAUAACCAAUGCCAACAAGGACGCUUCCUCGUUGAACUGCGGACAGCCAUCGAAAAAGAAGCGAAACGGUUCCUUCAUCCAAAUAAACGGACAGUGGAUGCAAAAGCCGGAGGCGCCCCUGCCACUCGAAGAUUCGCCGCCCGGCACGAAAGAGGAUCGCCAGCGUCAAUGGCGGGAGUAUCGGCAGGCUAUGAAACCGUUCAAGAAUCGCGAGUUUCACAACUGGAAGAGAACUGUACAGCGGCUCGGCAAGCUGCCGCGCGAAGAACUCGACGAACAACAGCUGGAGCGGCUGCAGAAGGCCGAGGAGUACAUUGGCGCCCACAAGGCAAUGCUGACCAUCAAGCAUGCCGAGCGCUGGGUGCAGCAGGACAAUCUGAAGGGCGAGGAUUCCGACAAGACCCAGGUCUUUGUGCGUCGCCAGGGCAUUCCAAGUUUUUGGGAAAUACCGAAGCAGAGGCCAGGAAUCCAGACAGGUCAGGCGGAUGGUGAGCCAUGUGUAAACAUUGGCCGUGCCAUCAAGGGCGGCUUUCCCGCGGAUUCCCAGUCGCAGGUGCAGGUGCAGUCCCAGCCGCAGUCGCAGGCAACGCCCAUGGGACAAUAUAACUCACAGCAUCAGCAGCGGGAAAACAACUACAGCAGUAACAGCACCUUUGGAAUGGUAUCCAACAGCACGAGCAGGCCCAACUCCUCGUAUUACAGCAACUACAGCAACAGCUUCGUGAAGGGCGAGAUGGUGCUGCCCCCUUAGAACCGACACCAGCCAGUGAGCUGGAGCGAGGGCUUUACCUAGUUAACAAUUGGCACCAUUACCAAACUGCCACUGCGACUUCGAUACGAGCACGGCACUGAUACGGCCCAAAAUCAACCCACAAGGGAGAACAUCAGACGGUGGGUAGAUACAACACGGUUUUCUGCCAGACAGCAGCGGUAUUUGUAUUCAGAUAAAUGUAACAAAUUCUCAUCCUAAAA
This is a messenger RNA of Drosophila obscura, 1790 nucleotides long. RefSeq names its product phospholipase D A. Lineage: Eukaryota; Metazoa; Arthropoda; Insecta; Diptera; Drosophilidae. The record is from RefSeq and is a predicted model, not a curated record. Bases 79 to 1569 code for a protein of 496 amino acids. The transcript has a single exon.